AUGGGACUAGAUGCCUUCCAGGCUGAGAAAGUGAUGGAAACACUACGUCAACUUGCACAGGACGGUCAUACAGUAAUCUGUUCUAUACACCAGCCUAGAGGAUCGGUGUAUGCAAAAUUUGACGACAUUGUGUUGCUCACAGAAGGUUCAUUUGUCUAUGCGGGUCCUGCAAGCGAUGAAGCUCUGGCUUACUUCUCAAAGUUUGGGUUCAUCUGCCCUGAUCAUGUCAAUCCGGCUGAAUUUUUGGCUGAUCUCAUUUCAGUAGACUACAGUUCUGCUGAGAGUGUUGACACUUCUCAGAAAAGAAUAGAUGGUCUUAUUGAGUCAUUUUCUGAGCAGAUUCCAUCAACUCUAUAUGGAAUUUCACUUACAGAGCUAGAUCUUAAGGGCACCACAAUCUUGAGGAAGAAAGCUAUUACAAAAGGUAAAGGUGGUUGGUGGAGGCAAUUCCGUUUGCUCCUCAGACGUGCAUGGAUGCAGGCUUCUCGUGAUGGCCCAACAAAUAAAGUUCGAUCAAGGAUGUCAAUAGCAUCAGCUAUCAUAUUUGGUUCUGUCUUUUGGAGAAUGGGAAGGUCACAGACAUCGAUACAAGAUAGAAUGGGAUUGCUUCAGGUUGCGGCUAUAAACACUGCAAUGGCUGCACUAUCAAAGACAGUCGGCGUAUUUCCUAAGGAACGUGUGAUUGUCGAUAGAGAAAGAGCGAAAGGGUCCUAUUUGUUAGGGCCAUAUUUACUGUCAAAAUUAUUAGCUGAGAUCCCUGUUGGAGCAGCAUUCCCGCUGCUCUUUGGUACCGUUUUAUACCCCAUGACCCGUCUUCAUCCUACAUUGUCAAGAUUUGGGAAGUUCUGUGGAAUAGUAACCACUGAAUCCUUUGCUGCAUCUGCGAUGGGCCUAACUGUUGGUGCUAUGGUUCCGACCACUGAAGCAGCUCUGGCAGUAGGACCAUCUUUUAUGACUUUAUUCAUUGUAUUUGGAGGCUACUACGUCAAUGCAGGGAACACACCAAUCAUCUUCCGCUGGAUUCCUCGUGUUUCUCUCAUCAGAUGGGCAUUUCAAGGGCUUUGCAUUAAUGAAUUCAGCGGGCUUCAGUUUGAUCAUCAGAACUCCUUUGACAUUCAGACUGGCGACCAAGCACUUGAUCGACUUUCCUUUGGAGGCAGUAGGAUCAGAGACACAGUGGUCUCUCAAAGUAGAAUACUACUCUUUUGGUAUUACACCACUUACCUUAUGCUGGAGAAAAAUAAACCCAAAUACCAACAACUUGAGCCGCCUCCUCGCGAUCAAUUACAAACACCACCAAAGCCUGCUGAGCCUCUUGAAAGUGAAACUGAGGAACCAUAACCCGAACCCCCCCUUCCGGACGACCAAGGUAAACCCGACCAGCCACUUCCAUCGCCUACCUCUGAGCCACUUAAUCUAUUCGGCAUAGACGGUUUGUAAUUACUUCGACUGCGAUCAUCUUUAUGUGAUAUAUGCAACAGAUUCCUAAGCGAUGGCUGCAAAAUAAAGAAGGUAGCUCUAUUUUAGAAGAUAAUGAUAGUGAAAAUGCAUGGUAUAUUUUGUACUCAGAAGCUCAUCAAAGCUUGAGUACUAGUACAUCUGCCAUGUCAAGCCUUGAUUUUGA
Molecule: messenger RNA, 1624 nt
Organism: Salvia splendens (bonfire salvia)
Lineage: Eukaryota; Viridiplantae; Streptophyta; Magnoliopsida; Lamiales; Lamiaceae
Product: ABC transporter G family member 7-like
Biological process (GO): transmembrane transport
Cellular component (GO): membrane
Molecular function (GO): ABC-type transporter activity
Source: RefSeq, a predicted model, not a curated record